Molecule: messenger RNA, 987 nt
Organism: Diachasmimorpha longicaudata
Lineage: Eukaryota; Metazoa; Arthropoda; Insecta; Hymenoptera; Braconidae
Exons: 4
Coding region: 1-987 (328 amino acids)
Molecular function (GO): catalytic activity
Source: RefSeq, a predicted model, not a curated record
AUGAAUGAGCCUUCGAAGGGGGAUACGCCUCCCGGCAACUCGUUAAGUCAAAAUAUAUGGGAUCAGAUAGUGAAUCUCACCAAUACCAGUGAGUGUUGUUUGUUAAUAGGCGAUUUUAAUGCGCUACAUCCUGCGUGGAGUUGCAACAAAUACAUACUGGAUGGAGAGCGACUCUUUGAGAGUAUCAUAAGAAGUGAUACAGUAAUUCAAAAUCCAGACACAAUUACAGGCAGGGAUGAGAACAGUCAAUCGAAUAUAGAUCUUAUAUUGUCAAAUAGCUCAUUUUGUGAAAAAAUGAGAGUGACCGAGGGUGACGAUAGCUGGGGAUCUGGUCAUUUUCCAGUUUUUACUCAGAUCUCAAUUGAAAAAUAUAUUUAUCGUAAGCACUCUUUCAAACUCACGUCAAUCAGAACUAAGUGGACCGAGCUUUGUGAGGAGCUGGACAGUUCUUAUGAAAGGUUCCUGGAAUUUGAUUAUGACUCUCUCUAUCCUUUAGAAAACUCGAAAUUCUUCAUCGACAAUCUAACCAUUUUAGUUAAAAAACAUACCCCUGUUAAAAAGCAAGUGUCUAACCGUGUACACAGAAAUCCAGUAUUUUGGUGGGCUGAAGAAUGUGAUAGAGCUAUAAGACUACGUAAAACUGCGUAUAAAAAAUGGCUUUACACAAUGAACUGUCAGGAUUAUUUUGCUUAUAAAAGACAAGAGGCAGCUGCAAGAAAACUGUUCAAAUUAAAGAAAAGAAUGAAAUUCAGGACCAACAUUGAGAACACCUUCAGUUCAAUCAGCCCCUCAUGGACCCCGAUAGAUCCAAGCUAUUGUCCUUCGUGCCAGGACAAUGAUAUAUUGAGCGCUCCCUUUGAUUUCGUUGAGUUCAAUAUGGCGGUAAACACACGAAAAAGUAAGUCGUCGCCGGGAAAAGACGGCAUAGAUUAUGUUUUACUAAAGAGGAUACCCGUUAAGGGUGCUCACAUGAGAAUAACCCCUUAA